AUGGUGAUCUUGUUAUGUUCUCAUAUCUCUAAGAAGAUUGUCAUUGAGAGAGACUUUAAUAGGCACAUUGGGGUUAAUCCGGGAGGUUAUGACGAUGUGCAUGGAAGUUUUGGUUUUGGUGAUAGAAAUGGUGAGGGAGCUGUUCUGUUGGAUUUUGCGAGGGCUUUUGGGCUGGUGGUGGUGAAUUCGAGAUUUUCGAAGAAGGAAGAUCACCUGAUUUCUUUCAGAAGCGUGAUAGCCAAGACUCAGAUUGACUUAAUGCUGCUUAGGAAGGAGGAUAGAGUUUUAUGUAAGGACUGUAAAAAGUCAUUUCGACGCUCCUUACCCGAGGUAGUCGGUGAUGGGUAUUUGCAAAGUGGUGAUAAUUUUAAGGCACAAGGUGCCCAAUCUCAGGCGAGUGGGGGUCAAUCAACUUUUUCAUGCCCUCCAUGCCUCUUCUGUGGUCGCCUUCAUCGAGGCUAUUAUGAUGAAGGUAUGUACAAGUGUUUUAAAUAUAGCCAACCAAUCCAUAUGCUCAAGAAUUGUCCGAUUGGUAAGGGAGCUUUGGGAGUGGACAAAGCUCCAGUUGCUUUAUCUUCUGCUCCUGCGCCUAGUGGUAUGGCUUCGGUGUCUGAUCUUGCUUCUGGUACCGGUACAGGACAAAAUAGGUUAUAUGCUCUUGCAUCUCGGUAA
Molecule: messenger RNA, 672 nt
Organism: Capsicum annuum
Lineage: Eukaryota; Viridiplantae; Streptophyta; Magnoliopsida; Solanales; Solanaceae
Exons: 2
Coding region: 1-672 (223 amino acids)
Biological process (GO): chromatin remodeling
Cellular component (GO): nucleus
Source: RefSeq, a predicted model, not a curated record